This is a messenger RNA of Arabis nemorensis, 330 nucleotides long. Lineage: Eukaryota; Viridiplantae; Streptophyta; Magnoliopsida; Brassicales; Brassicaceae. The record is from the annotation of a GenBank genome assembly.
AUGGAACUCUAUAAUGAGAUUUAUGAAGCACCAAUCUUCGAUAUCUAUGACGACGAAGAGCCAACGUUCGAUGUCUACGACGACGAAGAACCAAUAUUCGAUGUUAACAAUGUUGAUCCAAUCUCCGUAGACGGUGGUGGAAGUUUCGGCGGUGGAGUUAACGUAUUUUAUGUUGACACUUUUAUCACAUCGCUUUGGAUCCGAAGUGUUCCAAAACCCAUUGACUCCUCUGCAUUCGGUGAAGGAAUUCUGAUGACGAGCCAACGUCGUCCACUCUACCACAAUGAUUCUUCGUGUCGAACCAGAACAUAUCCUCCAACUACCAUUUGA